Molecule: messenger RNA, 2823 nt
Organism: Capsicum annuum
Lineage: Eukaryota; Viridiplantae; Streptophyta; Magnoliopsida; Solanales; Solanaceae
Product: pyrophosphate-energized vacuolar membrane proton pump
Exons: 8
Coding region: 189-2501 (770 amino acids)
Biological process (GO): proton transmembrane transport
Cellular component (GO): membrane
Molecular function (GO): inorganic diphosphate phosphatase activity; diphosphate hydrolysis-driven proton transmembrane transporter activity
Source: RefSeq, a predicted model, not a curated record
GUAAUUAUAAUAAACUCGUUCAUAUUUCACAAAAUCCUUGAUCCUCUUUUUUUCUCACUAUAAAAUGAAGUGUAGCUAAACUUCCAUGUACUUAGGAAACCCUCGAAAAAGCUGUGUGUAUUCUUCGUUCACUCGUUUCAUAUUCUUAUUGCUGCUUUUUCUGGCGAGGUUUUUAGGGUUCCGCCACAAUGGAGUCGGCGUUGUUGCCAGGUAUAGGGACGCAGGUGGUGAUUCCGGUGUGUGCCAUCGUCGGAAUCGUGUUCUCUUUGUUCCAAUGGUACCUUGUGUCGCGCGUCAAAGUCUCGUCGGAACGUGGAGGAGGAGCAAGUUCUCCGACUAACAAUAAUAAUAAAAAUGGAUAUGGAGAUUACUUGAUUGAAGAAGAGGAAGGAAUCAAUGACCAGAACGUUGUGGUGAAGUGUGCCGACAUACAGAAUGCCAUCUCCGAAGGGGCGACAUCUUUCCUUUUUACCGAAUAUCAGUAUGUGGGUAUCUUCAUGAUUGCUUUUGCAAUCCUGAUCUUCCUUUUUCUGGGCUCAGUUGAAAGCUUCAGCACUAAGAGCCAACCAUGUACUUACAACAAGGAGAAGUUGUGCAAGCCAGCCCUUGCUACUGCCAUCUUCAGCACUGUAUCUUUCUUGCUCGGUGCUGUCACUUCUGUUAUCUCUGGUUUCCUAGGGAUGAAAAUUGCAACAUAUGCAAAUGCAAGAACAACUUUGGAAGCAAGAAAAGGUGUUGGGAAAGCUUUUAUUGUUGCAUUCAGGUCUGGUGCAGUUAUGGGUUUUCUCCUUGCUGCCAAUGGUCUCCUGGUUCUUUACAUUGCCAUUAAUCUCUUCAAGCUUUACUAUGGUGAUGACUGGGAGGGUCUUUUUGAGGCAAUUACUGGAUAUGGUCUUGGUGGAUCCUCUAUGGCUCUUUUCGGUAGGGUUGGUGGCGGUAUUUACACCAAAGCUGCUGAUGUUGGUGCUGAUCUUGUCGGUAAGGUUGAAAGGAACAUUCCAGAAGAUGAUCCCAGAAAUCCUGCUGUGAUUGCCGAUAAUGUUGGGGAUAAUGUCGGGGACAUUGCAGGAAUGGGGUCUGAUCUUUUUGGUUCAUAUGCUGAAUCAUCUUGUGCUGCUCUUGUGGUGGCUUCUAUCUCGUCUUUUGGAAUUGAACAUGAUUUUACAUCAAUGUGUUACCCUCUGCUUAUAAGCUCCAUGGGAAUUCUUGUUUGUUUGAUAACCACCCUUUUUGCUACAGACUUUUUUGAAAUUAAGGCUGUGAAGGAAAUUGAACCAGCAUUGAAGAAGCAACUUAUUAUAUCAACUGCUCUUAUGACGGUUGGAAUUGCAAUUGUUACGUGGACUUGCCUUCCAUCUUCCUUCACCAUCUUUAAUUUUGGCGCUCAGAAAGUUGUCAAGAAUUGGGAGCUCUUUUUAUGUGUGGCCGUUGGUCUUUGGGCUGGACUUAUCAUUGGAUUCGUUACUGAGUACUACACUAGCAAUGCUUACAGCCCCGUUCAAGAUGUAGCAGACUCCUGCAGGACUGGAGCUGCGACAAAUGUUAUUUUUGGACUUGCUCUUGGAUACAAAUCUGUCAUCAUUCCUAUCUUUGCCAUUGCAAUAGCUAUUUUUGUCAGUUUUUCUUUUGCUGCAAUGUACGGUAUUGCUGUUGCUGCUCUUGGAAUGUUGAGCACCAUUGCAACUGGAUUGGCGAUUGAUGCAUAUGGUCCUAUUAGUGACAAUGCUGGAGGCAUUGCUGAGAUGGCUGGCAUGAGCCACCGGAUCCGUGAAAGAACUGAUGCACUUGACGCAGCUGGAAAUACCACUGCUGCAAUUGGAAAGGGCUUUGCCAUUGGAUCUGCUGCACUCGUGUCCCUGGCUCUGUUUGGUGCUUUUGUGAGUCGGGCUGCCAUUUCCACAGUUGAUGUCUUGACCCCACAGGUGUUUAUUGGUUUGAUUGUUGGAGCCAUGCUUCCCUACUGGUUCUCUGCCAUGACCAUGAAGAGUGUGGGUAGUGCAGCUUUGAAGAUGGUUGAGGAAGUGCGCAGACAAUUUAACACUAUUCCUGGUCUAAUGGAAGGCCAUGCCAAGCCUGAUUAUGCCACAUGCGUUAAGAUCUCAACUGAUGCAUCUAUCAAGGAAAUGAUUCCACCAGGUGCCCUAGUCAUGCUUACACCCCUCAUAGUUGGUAUUUUCUUUGGAGUGGAGACACUUUCUGGUGUCCUUGCCGGUGCUUUGGUUUCUGGUGUACAGAUAGCAAUAUCUGCAUCAAACACUGGAGGUGCAUGGGACAAUGCCAAGAAGUAUAUUGAGGCUGGUGCUUCAGAGCAUGCAAGGACUCUUGGUCCAAAGGGUUCUGAACCCCACAAGGCUGCUGUUAUUGGUGACACCAUUGGUGACCCCCUGAAGGACACUUCAGGCCCAUCCCUCAACAUUUUAAUCAAGCUGAUGGCAGUUGAGUCACUCGUGUUUGCUCCAUUCUUUGCCACUCAUGGUGGUAUACUUUUCAAGAUCUUUUAGAUUAAGUUGGUUGGAGCUGUAGACUUGUGGCAUCUUUUUCAGUCAGCAUAGCAUGGGAUUUUUGAAUUAGUCUCUAGUCAGAAGUGGAAUUUUGGUGAGCUGAUGAUGAUGAUAAUUGUCACUGGAAGGAGGGUAGAAGAUAAUUGGUCACUGUUGUAGUAAAAUAGUGUUGAAGCUAGUGUAUUAGCUUUCUUCAUAUUUCGUAGACAUCAACUUCCAAUUUUGUCUGUACUAUUAUCAUUAUCCACGUUUUAAGAUGAUGGAACGACAUUUCAACUUUUAAUAUGUUUCAGAAUCAGAUGGUAGGGUAGUCUUUUCAUCA